AUGGCUAUGCAGCGUUUGUUUUUGGCUCUAGCACUCCUCUGGUUGAGAGUCUUUAGCGUCGCGACGUGCUCAAGUGUUAAGGGUGUACCGUUUCCUAGCCUGAUCGAUGUCACAAUCGAUGAGUUGGCAGAGGGCCUGGAGAACGGCCUGUUUACUAGCGUCGAUUUGGUCAACGCCUAUCUCGGCCGUAUCGCCCAGGUGAACAGCACGCUGAACGUCGUGACCGAAGUGAACCCCGACGCGCUCUCCAUCGCUGCAGACCUGGACGCUUCGCGAGCCAACGGCACCAUAAGAGGGCCACUCCACGGGAUUCCUAUCCUCAUCAAAAACAACAUCGCCACCGCCGACCGUAUGAACAACACGGCGGGAUCCUGGGCGCUUGUCGGCGCCAAAGUGCCCCGAGAUAGCUUCAUGGCCACGAAACUGCGCGAAGCGGGCGCCGUCAUCCUCGGCAAGACGAACCUCAGCCAGUGGGCCAAUUUUAGAAGCAACAACACAAGCAACGGCUGGUCGGCGUAUGGCGGUCAAGUGUACGCUGCUUACUAUCCCCAACAAGAUCCGAGUGGGAGUUCCAGCGGCAGCGGUGUGGCCUCUGAUCUGGGACUCGCCCUCGCGGCGUUGGGCACCGAGACGGACGGUUCGAUUCUAUCGCCUUCUCAGCGGAAUAACCUGGUCGGCAUCAAGCCGACCGUGGGCCUCACUUCCAGGCACCUCGUCAUCCCCAUCAGCGAGCACCAGGACACUAUCGGACCAAUGGCCCGGACCGUCAAGGACGCGGCGUACAUCUUGCACGCCAUCGCCGGUGCGGACCCUAGCGAUAACUACACCUCGGCGAUCCCCAACAACGGCGAGAUACCCGAUUACCCAGCGGCCUGCGAUAUGUACGCUCUCCGCGGGGCACGCAUCGGCAUCCCGCGCAACGCCAUCGAGAUCUUCUCCGACAACACGACCGGCACCGAGACGGACGCCUUCGAGAAAGCGCUCGACGUCUUCAGGUCAGCAGGCGCCGUAAUCGUAGACAACGCAAACUUCACCGCCGCCGAGCAGCUCGUGACCUCCAACUCGGAGACCGUCGUUCUCAACGCCGACUUUAUCUCGAAUCUGGCAUCCUACCUCGCCGAGCUGAGCUUCAACCCCAACAACUUGACCUCUCUGGCCGACGUCCGUAGAUUCACGCAGUCCUUGAAGCUCGAAGACUACCCUGAUCGCAACACGGGCGUGUGGGACGACGCUCUCGACGAGCAGGGGUUCAACAACACCGACCCGCGGUUCUGGGCCGCGUGGCAGGAGAGCACGUAUCUCGGCGGCGAGGGCGGUCUGUUGGGCACUUUGGAGAGGCACCAUCUCGAUGCCGUCGUCUUGCCGACCAGCUUCUCGAGUUCGUGGGCCGCUAUCAUCGGGGCCCCCGUGGUGACGGUCCCGCUGGGAUUCUAUCCGGCAAACGCCACGGUGAUCAAGAACAGGAGGGGUAACCUGGUAGAUACCGGCCCUCAUGUGCCGUUUGGCAUUAGCUUUCUCGGAGCAAAGUUUCAGGAGGCUCGGCUGAUUGGUUUGGCGUACGCAUACGAGCAGCGGACGUUGACGAGGUCAAAGGUCCAGCCGUACAUCGUCCCCAGCAUUGAGAUUGGAGACUUUACUGGGUUUUAG
Colletotrichum higginsianum IMI 349063 is the source of this 1647-nucleotide messenger RNA. Its product is annotated as Amidase. Bases 1 to 1647 code for a protein of 548 amino acids. Lineage: Eukaryota; Fungi; Ascomycota; Sordariomycetes; Glomerellales; Glomerellaceae. The transcript has 4 exons. The record is from RefSeq and is a predicted model, not a curated record.